Molecule: messenger RNA, 2139 nt
Organism: Candida dubliniensis CD36
Lineage: Eukaryota; Fungi; Ascomycota; Pichiomycetes; Serinales; Debaryomycetaceae
Exons: 1
Coding region: 1-2139 (712 amino acids)
Biological process (GO): regulation of glycogen biosynthetic process
Cellular component (GO): protein phosphatase type 1 complex
Molecular function (GO): glycogen binding; protein phosphatase 1 binding
Source: RefSeq, a predicted model, not a curated record
AUGGAAACCAUAGAAAAAUCCCACAAUGUAUCUGUGUCUACUGAAAUACCACUAUCUAUGCGAUUCUUGCACAAACCUAGACGCUCAGAGGAAUUGUAUAUCAAAUCCAACGAUCAAACCCAGGCUAACAGUAAAUUAAAUGCUCGACCCAUUCGCAUAGACGAUUCAUCUGAUCCAUCACCUACAAGUUUGGAUUAUUUUAAUUUAGAUGGUGGUAUUACUAAUACUAAAAAUGGCACCCCUCCAGUUUUUUCACCUGAGGAAUUGUCGGACUACAAAUUGGUUCGCAAAAAAUCAGGUGAACUUGUUAAACCAUCUUUGAAAAGUCCCCUUUAUUAUCACAAAAAACGAUCACUAUCAUUACCAUCCACUCCUACCUAUAAACAAGUGCAUUUUGGUGGUUCGACCGAUGUGCGUUAUUUCCAUAAAAAAGAUAGGCCAGCAGCUAUCUCAGCUUCAAAUUCACCCAAAUUAGACCCAGCCGAUGAUGAUGAUGGUUACGAUUAUUCUGAUGAUGACGAUGAUGAUGGCUAUGAUAACGACUCUUGUGAUUCUGAUCCUGAAAGCAUCGACUUCAACAAUAAAAGUUUUGGAUUCGAUCAUCAUGAUGAGGAGAAACGUCAACGACAACGGCAUCAAGGUCUUCAUUCUCGCACCGACACAAAGUACCCAAAGAAAUUGGAAGGGUUGAUUGAUUGGCAAUUGAAACUUACCAAUUUCCCACCAUUAUCGUAUUUGAAAAAGAUUGAAAAUGGGACUCCAGUUUUUUUGGAAAAAAUAUUCAUAUCCGGUGAUAGAAAAUACUUAUUGGGCCAUGUGGCCGUACAAAACCUUGCUUUUGAAAAACACAUUACCAUUCGUUACUCGUUGGAUAACUGGAUGACAGUGAUUGAACUCCCCACUAACUAUAUCGAAGAAAGACCUGAGGUUUUGAAAUUGAAUGAUUACGAUCGAUUUGGAUUUAAAAUUCCAUUGAAGAGCUUGUUUAAUAGUUUAAAGUUUUCCACAAAUUCAUCUACCGAUUCUUUGGACGCUAGUAGCAAUGAAGAUGACGGCACUGGUACUCACGAACGAACUUAUCAAUUGUGUAUAAAAUAUGAGACUAACAAUCAAGAGUAUUGGGACAAUAAUGGAUCCAAGAAUUAUGAAGUUAAAUUGGUUAGGUCAUUCAAACAAAUGCCGGAUGUCACUAAACCAUUUAUAAGAAAGAAUGUAGGUGUUGUUGGUACCAAGAUUCAAGAGCAUGCUCGGAAACCAAGAUAUUCAAACUCCUAUCUUAAGCGAGUUGCAUCUGACUCGGCAAUAGCUACUAGCAUGAAUUCAAAAUCUAUUACAGAAUCAACUGCAAUAGAACCCGCAACUUCUGGUUUGGAAUCACCUUCGGAAACUUCAAUUGUGGAUUCCAGUAGUGGGCUGAGUAAUUUUUCUGAAAUUAGCGAUUUCGUCAAGAAUAAUUAUUAUUUGUCGUCACCUUUAUUAUCAUCAUUACACAAAUCCCCUGAUUUAUCAGAAGAUUAUUUUGGUCAAAAUUCAAUUAAAUCACCAGCAUUGACUCCAGAAAAUACAAGUUCAGCAAAAUACAAGACCAAGUUUAAACCUCAUUUAUCGAAAUUGGAUACUUCGGAUUUUAAUAGAAAUUUCGUUGAUGAAAGUUUGAAACUGGAUCAUGGAAAACAACCACUGCAACUUGAAAAAGAAGAAAAUCAAGGCUUAGGAAUUAAAUCCCAACAAGUUAAUGGGAAAAGUGAUUCUCAUAGUAGCAAAUCCAAUAAAAAACAAGAUUCUACCGGUUCGAAGAAAAAGAGUUCUUCUUUAGGGCCUUCGUUUUCUGGGUUGUCUGCAGCAAAUAGAACAAAGUUUCUUAAUUCUAAAAGUUAUAAGGAAUUAUUGGAGAAUUAUUGUUUUUUCUCCUCAAAUACUGCUAGUGGUGUUGAUGCUACAAUUACUGUAGGUUCUAAUGGUCAACCAAGGACCAAUAAUAAUAAUAACAAUAAUGGUGGUGGCAGUCGAAAUAGCAGCAGUAGUAGCAACAGCAGUUCUGAAAGUAACAACAGUAAGACUAGCACCAAUGAUGGUGAUGAAAAUGUUAAAGUUGCAAGAGAGAAUUCGUUCACCAUUUCAUCGUUUUUGGGAACAUGA